Dibothriocephalus latus is the source of this 540-nucleotide messenger RNA. The record is from the annotation of a GenBank genome assembly. Lineage: Eukaryota; Metazoa; Platyhelminthes; Cestoda; Diphyllobothriidea; Diphyllobothriidae.
AUGCGAAAGGGUCAGUCCAGCGCUGCUGCCUCCACCUGCACCAGCAACGGUCAUAAGUACAGAGUUUGCAAAAAUGGCUCGCCGGUACACCGUCGAAGCCAUCAUCACUUUCGCCUGCGUAGAACCGAGGAUCCGAGUAUUUCCAUCUCGCUGACCUCCGGUGAGCAGCCGACCGACUGCCAGGUCACCAAGUCUCGGCGCAGCACGCAACAGAAACAGCUUGAUCGACGUCAGCGGGCACAGACAAAACUCACAAUCAUGCAAAUCUGCGUCAUAUUUCUGUUUCUGGUGGGUCAGAUACCGCAGGCCUUCUCCUUUGAGAAAAUAUCCAAUGUGAUACUGCCGGCUGACUGUGGUAGAUGUUGCAAGUUAAAGAAUUACUAUCGACUGUGCAGUCAAGUUCUCAGUUUGGUCAGUUACUCCCUGCCUUUUGUAAUAUAUAUCUCGCUGAAUAAGCGCUUCCUCGAGGUGCUUCUCAGUGGCUGUCGGUCAAAAAAUCCGGACAGAAAUGAAGCGACAUAUCGAUCCCAUGUGGGCUAA